Messenger RNA from Hyposmocoma kahamanoa, 7097 nucleotides. RefSeq lists its product as uncharacterized. Bases 16 to 6390 code for a protein of 2124 amino acids. The transcript is spliced from 50 exons. The record is from RefSeq and is a predicted model, not a curated record. Lineage: Eukaryota; Metazoa; Arthropoda; Insecta; Lepidoptera; Cosmopterigidae.
AUGAGAGCGUGAAAUAUGCCUGACGACGAGUUCAAAAGUGGAUAUGCCGGGGAGAAAUAUGACCGAAAAAGGACAAACGCCGCCGGUGGCGAUGCCCCGGAUAAAAAGAGGAAGUUGAAAGAUGAAAGGAGUAAAGAAGAAGUUGAUGAUCGUCACAAGAAAAAAGCUAAAAAAGAUGACAGAUCAAAGAAACAACAACAUCAGCCAGAAUCGGAAUCAGAUACGGCAAUGCAUAUGACUCCGUCUGAAAUAAAAAGAGAGGAAGCAGAGUUUCGAGCUUUGCAACGCCGGAAUAGAUUCAAGCGUCAAUGGCCUGAAGUGACCAAGGUGAAGAUCCACACCAAGCCGUGGCACCCACCCGGACCCCCUCAAAAAAUGCCUAGAGUGGAAAUAGAAUACCCGCCUUUAACCUUGCACCGCUGGAUUCCUCCCUGGGCGCGUCGCAAGAGACGACGUCCGAAGCUGCCAAGAAUAACGCCAGAAGAGGCCGCGCAGUUUACCCUCGCCGAAGGUCAUACUUUAAGGAAGGUAUGGAACAACUUUGGGCAAGUGGAUAAAAACAAGAUGAUGCUCCAAGGCAUUAGCCGUUCUUGCAACAACAAGAAAUAUUUACCUGAUUUACAAGGUGCCCACACUGGCUGCAUAGCUUUUGUAGCCAGAGGUCUACUCGAAGACAAGCCAGCAAACGAAUUAGUCAGAAAAGACGUGGAUGACGUCAUAGAGGCAGCAGACAAGUACUAUAAGAAGUGUAUCGCUGCUAUGAAGUGCUAUAAAGGCAAACCAGCCCUCCAGCUGAAUCAACAACUGCCGUAUUUUUUCUUCCGCGACACUAAGUACACAAUCAAGACGAAAGAAACUGAUCAAGGGAUACUGGCCAGGCAUCCUGACAAUAAUACCAAAAGUCCAGAUCUUAUGGAGUUAAUGAACAAGCUAGCUGGUACGAAGUACAUGAAAAUUCUAACCGUUGACAACACCAAACAUUUUUUAAUAUGGGGCAAUCCACCCGAACAGGGCGGUAACGUGAAAUCGAUAUGUUACAUAUUCGACCCUUAUAUGCUUGAUGAACAAGGCACCACUGAUGCGUUAUCCGGCGCUGCGGGUAUACUUCGAUAUCCUGGUACAACGUCAUUUGUCCUAGACUUUCUCAAUAACCAUGCGGAUACUGACAAUCCAAACUAUGCCUUGAAUCCACCAACCAUCACAUUCACUGACGUAGAGAUAUACCAAAAAGAACCUAUCAUCCGUGAGCCCCGAUACGACCUUGACCUGAAAGGACGUAAGAUCCAUUGUAGAAGUGAAUUGGAAGCGCUCACCUUCAAUGUUUUGAUAGAUGAGAAGUUGUACCAAAAUAAACAUAAUUUAGACUCCCUGAGCGCUUUGAGUUUAGCUACGUCAAAGUCCGGUCGCAAGAAACGUAUCUACGACUUUUUUGGUGUGACUGGCGUGGGGACAGAUAAGAGUAAGAAUCAAGGUAUAGUGCCACCCGUGGCACCGGAGAGACCUCCGCCCGUACUGACGAAUGAUCAAAUAUUGGCACUAAAAGGGACCGAGGACUUCUUUCUAUAUACCCCUCAACCUGAUAGUCAUAUGUAUGGCCGAGACGACUUCAUACCACUACCGGUGCAAGAAGAAGCAUUCUUGCACAGCCCUGCUGACUUCGCCAAUAAGAAUUUCAAGUCACAAUAUAACCAAGUUGGCCCAGAAAAAUGGAUACUAAGGGCAACCAGGCAUUUUGCAACUCGCAGAUACUCACUAUUCAAGAGCUAUACGGGAAUCUCGUGUUGCGUCGCCGCGUUAGCCAUGUUGAAGAGGCAUCGAGCCCGAGCCUGGAACGAGGACGUUUUGGAUGAGACUUUGGACAUCGGCUACAAUAUAUUUAGGGAGUCGUUAGUGGAAAGACAUGGACCAAUUCGACCUUUGGUUCUUGGUGAAUUGAAGGAGACGUUUAGAAUACGAGAUAAGGAAUAUAAACACAAGGAACGCGGUAUAGCUGUGUGGGGCAGACUGAUGUCGAGAGACCCCAAAGUUUACGACAUUUGCCGUGGACUUGAACAGUUCUUUAAACAGUCUGAUUCUGGGAUAUUGCAGAUUCCUGGUGAAUACGAGACAGCUAUAUGGUACGAAGGAGGGAGAUAUUAUUUAUAUCACCCAUGGCCUGCUGAUCGCUCCGGAAGCAGGGUAGGCCUCCAAGAUGGCGGUAAAGCCUGCCUAGUCUAUUUUCCCAACAUAACUGGUCUGUGCGAAUAUUUUAUGGACAAUGUUAGGGAUAUGAAGCGAAAACCUUUCAGUAUUUCUGAUGUUGGAGUUUUUGAGCUGGAAGACAGACCCGAGCCUUUGAAUAGGAUGAAAGCCAUUGGACCAAACCGCUGGAUAGUCCGCGGCCACUUCCACGAGGGCAAUGAAAGAUUCCCUGAAGAUCAUCGUAACAAGCAAGCAACUCCAACUGCGAUUACAGCUAUUGCAAUGGCUACUGUUGUUGAUCCUUCUACGUGGACACCUGAAGAUGUCGAUGAGACACUGGUACGAGGUGACAUUCUCUACGAAAACACAAUGGAGCAUCUAGAAAAACUGGGCAUUAACUUUGACAAUACACCAGUAAAAGAAGAAAUGGAGGGCGAAGAAGAAGAGCCAAGUCCAAGUGGGACUUUGGCUGCAGCUGAUGUCCUACCGAGAUUCAGGGUUACGGAGUACGAUUGCAUUGAAACCGAUGUUCAGGAUAGCUUGUACAGCGGGCAACUGAACCCAGAACCGGGAUCCGGAAUCCUAUCCCUCAAAGAUUCUAUCAAGCAGCUAUUCAGAGACAACAAAGCUGGAGUGAUCACAGCCCGAGGUGGAUCCAUGGCUGUUUGGGAACAUGAUGAUCACUAUUAUUUCUUUGAUCCUCAUGGGUGCGAUGAGAAUGGUUACCCAACCGAAGAUCCUCGCGCUGGCGCGGCCUUGAUCCGCUUGAAGAAAGAUGCUGGUGAGCUGGCAGAUGUGAUCAUGGGCAACCUUGCCCCUGGUGCUGAUGACAGCUUUAAUCUGUCCCCUGUGGACAUCUUGGCUGCUAAGCUCAACCCAGAAAUCGGUGCUCCUGAGAUGCAAAAGGAGAAUAAGGCAUUUGAGUGGCUACAAAAGAAAACAGCUUGCAUCUUGAUGGGACCUCGUGGAGAAAACUCUGCCCUUGGAAAAGCCAAUGAAAGGAUUGAUAAGAAGCUAGACCUGGCAGGCAGAACCCUCGCGCUGCCGGCGGCAGCGGCUUUCUGUGCCGCAGCGGAGACGGUGCCUCCACCUGGGAUGCACUCCGAUCACAUGUACAACUUACUAGAUGCUGGAGCGGAGUACUACUUGAAUCACGAGAAACAUACCGGUCGCAAAGAUAUUAAUGUGGAUGAUCUGUCGGAAAAGUUUGAGAUGGGUGCAAACACGUUCUCCAUCGAAGUGGGUGAAUCUACUCGAUUGCCUCUUCGAAUGCCCGAUAAACCUACUGGCGAGGGUGCUGAAGAUGAAGGCGGUGCAGGCCUCGGAGAAGGAGAAGUCGAGGAGCCAGGCAUGAAAGAAAUGAAAGACAUUCUCUUCAAAAUGUGGUAUGACACCACAAAGCCAAAUCAAGUGGCACUACUGCUAGGAGACUACCACCAGCUUGGAAUCUGGAUGGCACCUGGUGGCAGAGUAGUUGCAUUUGACCCAGCUCCCACUCUUGAAAAAGGAGCUCUUACCAAACAGAGGAUCGCGAAGGGUGAUGAACUCCGCCUUCAGCGAAUCAAAGACGAGACGCCAGUGGAAGAAGGCGAUGAAGGUGAUGAUGAAGAAGCUGGUGGAGAGGGCGAAGAGAAACCAGAGCCAGAGCCAGAAUUUGUACCACCUGAAGCGUGCCCGGUGCUCAUCCAAGCUGCCAGUCCCGGAGAGUUUAUCGACAAACUAGUACAAAAAGGCGGUCUGGACAACAAGCAAAUGAUCGCUCCGUAUUGGCUGUACCCGGUGAAGGUGACCAACGAACUCACUAACCUGCUGAAGGAGAAGAAACCUGGCGGUGGAAAAGGCGAUGAAGAAGCCGAAGCAGGUGAAGCGGAAGAGGAUGUCCUAGUAGAGGCCCUAGAUGAAACUGCUUACGGCCCACACUACUCGCGCAAGAGUCGCACUGUCGCCUCAGUGAGAGGACAGGUUGCCCAAGGAGAGAACUACUUCGCUGAAACUCCCAACAGGGACAACCAGGACGCAGCAAAUGCAUUGAUGGGCAUUGUAGUCGACACUAUAGAACCUUACACGCACUGGAAAUCUUCGUUGAUCGAUGCCAUCUUGAAGUACGGAGACAGGUUGUACACCACAUCUCUACCCAAUGCUGCCAAACCACCCAAGUUGACAGUCAACGAAGUCGUUAAAGGCUUCCAUGUUACUAAUUUUAAUGUAUUGUUAGACGUCGAUCCCGAAACAGUGACGGGAGAUAUAAGAGCUGGCGAAACUGGAUCAAUAUUAAACCUGAAACGCGGCAUCAAGAAGUUCUUUGAUAACGGUGGCACUUACGGAGUGGUCUGCGCCAAAGGUUAUUGCGUGGGCAUUUGGAAAGGCAAUAACGAGAAUACGUACUGCCUAUGGGAACCGCACUUUGUGGGUCCCACGGGCCGCACUUCCCCGGCAGGAGCCGCGGGUAUGGUUCUCUUCUCCACCAUCGACGAGCUUGCUGAGACCUUGAGGCUGAAUAUCGAGGAUGCAGCCAGGCCUGGGCCUAACAAAUUCACAAUCUCCGGUGUCAAUGUGAACUGGGAGCUUUCAAAGAAACCCGAGAAGCCGAAGACGUCUGGCAUGGACGAUGAAGGGUAUGAGUUCAAAGUCCUCACAGCCUAUGUGGAAUAUGGCAAGGGAAGAACCAUUUUGAGAGGAUCAAGGCCAACGGAGCCGAUCAAGUUUUCACGUGACGCGCUAUUACAGUCUUCUGCCAGCGCUAUUGUUGGCGGGUGCAUGUCCAUGUUAAGGAGAUCGCAUCUCUGGACUUACAAGAUUAUUGACGAGAUAAUGAAGUCCGCAGGUCAGUUGUUUGCGGAUUCACUGGCCAAUCUUGGAUAUGAAUUCAGACCAGGAGAAGACAUACUUUUGCCACUCCAGGUAUUAAAGGCAUUUAUACUAGGUACCAACUACAUACGAUACGAUCUUACCUCGGUAUAUUCGGGCAAAUUAGAGCAAAAGGAUCCUGUCGAUAUGCCGUUCAGAGUGGCCCUAGAAGCAUUUUUCAAAACAUACACUCACGGCAUAAUUUGGUCGUCACCAUAUGCAGUGGCAAUAUGGCGAACAGAAGGUCCUCCGUCGUAUUAUAUGUUCGAACCACAUUAUUGUGAUGCUACAGGAUUGAGAAUUGAUGCACUGGAGGACGGUGCCGCAUGUGUUACCACGCAUACGUCGCCGAAACUAAUGGCUCACUCCUACCUGCAAAACACACCAGGUCCGGAACGAUUUCGGCGCUCCUUCGACAUCUACGGAAUGUCGAUCACAGUGACGCCAUUGAAUAGGCACGCAACGCCUCCACCGCUACUUACUAAGCCACUGCCUAUGGUACCUGCUACCAGCAAGGUAGACGCUUUUGGACGCAAGCGUCGUGCUGAUGAAAAGUCACGUCACCACCCGCCAGGGGAUAUUUCGUGUGUUGAAGCGAAUUGGGCCACAGUUCAGAGAGAUAAGGAGCAAAAUCUUUUCAAGGGCCGCCGCAACACGAACGGCUGGCUUGUCCUCAACGACGGUACCCAGUACAUGUCGGCCAACCACUCGAUCGCCUGCAAAAAGUUCGCGUAUGCUUCUAGAGGAUGCCAGGCUCUGGCUUGCUCAGUGAUGGCAGUGGCGAUGUCCCGCGUAGAAGAUGUAUGCCGCUGGUGCGUGAAAACCCUGGAUCAAAUCCUCGAGAGCGGAGAUCAGCUCUAUCAGGACAGUUACUUGCACUUCCACCCGAAGGACAAGAAGAUACUUGCAAUUGAACAGAUCCUACGCAAAUUUUACACGCCGGGCAACUGCGUGUGCCGCGUGACCGUGUACGCACCGAGGCAGGAGGGCAAAGUCGACAACGACUUGUUGGAUAUGUUGCAAGAAUUCUUCCGCGAAGAGAAGGCGGGUGUGCUCAUCGCCGACGGAGGCUUCGCGAUUGCGUUGUUCAAGACGCCCAGAGGUUAUUACAUGUUCGAUCCUGCUGACCGCGACCGCGUCGGCCGCGCUGUGGCACCACCUUGCAUCGGCAAAGCACGCGCUUGCUUCUCGCAACAUCCAACUGUGCAAAGUCUCGCCGAAAAACUAGCCCCCAACAUUUCACCUGUCAUAUCAACGAAGGAAGAAGAUUCAGAGACUGUCCACUUCGAGGAGCCGGCAUCAUUCAAGAUUUAUGGCAUGUCUGUCUCAAGUUUGCGUAGACUGAACCAACAUGAAAAGUGAAAAACAACAACUUUGACAGGCACUUUAGCACUGAGUCUCUUGGUCUACGCAUAACUUGUCCUUAAAUAUUGCCUACAAUCUUCUCCUUAAAUACAGGCCGAUGAGUUUGUUACAUUGGAUACUGCGGAAACUUAGUCUCAAAUAUGGAUUUGGUGGCGCGGUACUGUUGCCACGAAGUUUAUUAUGCGAAACAAUUUUUUUAUAAUUCUUGCUGUAAAUAACUGUGAAAUAUUGAUUGUAGUACAUCGAUUUUAAAUAACACUUGUAGAAAUUAACCUAAAUCAUAGUCAUAAUAGAGGUCGAAUUGUCAGAAUUCAAUUUCGAUUUGUCCAAUUACAAUACGUUAUAAACAUUAUUAAUAAUACACCGACAAAUAAAACAACAAACAGUUUUAUACGUAGCCAUAAUAAUAAUAUAGUUUGUAAAUAUUCAGUGCUAUUGUUAACAUCACUCACAUCAAUUUUGUUUCUCCAAGGUUAGGAGUCAUAAUUGCACUUAUGUCGAUGUUAAUUCAACUUGAACUGGUACAUUAAUGAUUUUUUCAAUCAAGUUCGCCGUAUUAAUUUGAUCAUAAUAAAAUGUUUUGGCGUAAUUAGUCAUAAUAAAUUAUAAUUAUGAUUUUCAUAACAAAAGUUUGCCAUAAUAUAGGUUGUCAUAAUGCGUAUAACAAGACCGAGUGUGAAAGUGACCUGAGGUAAUGAAAUGAC